Messenger RNA from Strongylus vulgaris, 291 nucleotides. The record is from the annotation of a GenBank genome assembly. Lineage: Eukaryota; Metazoa; Nematoda; Chromadorea; Rhabditida; Strongylidae.
UUUGCUGAUCGUGCCAAGUCAAUCAAGACGAAUGCUGUUGUCAAUGAAAACCAAACUGAGCGCGUCAUGAGAGAACUGAAAGAAGAAAAUGAGCGACUCCAGAAGCAGUUGAAAGCGGGAGGAGGCGGCGGUGGUGGAGAUAGUGAGGAAAUUGAAUCCCUAAGGAGACAACUGGAAGAGAACCAGAAAGAAAUGGCUGAACUGGAGAAGACUUGGCAAGAAAAAGUGGCUGAAGAAGCAGCAAAGGUGAAAUUCGUAAAUUGUCCAUAUUAUAAACGACCUUGCAAUUAG